This is a messenger RNA of Odontomachus brunneus, 4550 nucleotides long. It is a transcript of the gene rad50, whose product is annotated as DNA repair protein RAD50. Lineage: Eukaryota; Metazoa; Arthropoda; Insecta; Hymenoptera; Formicidae. Gene Ontology annotation, cellular component: nucleus; Mre11 complex; condensed nuclear chromosome. Gene Ontology annotation, molecular function: G-quadruplex DNA binding; single-stranded telomeric DNA binding; double-stranded telomeric DNA binding. Gene Ontology annotation, biological process: telomere maintenance via recombination; double-strand break repair; chromosome organization involved in meiotic cell cycle. Bases 175 to 4302 code for a protein of 1375 amino acids. The transcript has 18 exons. The record is from RefSeq and is a predicted model, not a curated record.
UAAACUCAAUAAAACUUUAUUUUUUACAAGUUUACGCAAAAGUACUCAAAAUGCUUUUACCCAAGUACUGAAAGUGUAACGAAAGAACGCACCUGCUGAUAGAUUUGGCGCGUUUUGUCAUUGAUUUUUUCGAGGUUUGCCGAUUAUGUAGCUGUCGCAUAUACAUGAGACAAGAUGUCCAAGAUACGCCGGCUGUCACUUCGCGGUAUUCGCAAUUUUGAAGAUAGCGAAGAUGCGUUGAUACGUUUCUCCUGCCCGAUGACACUGAUCCUGGGGCCGAAUGGUACGGGGAAAACUACAAUCAUCGAGGCAUUGAAGUAUGCUACGACCGGUGAAUUUCCACCUAGCUCUGAAAAAGGAAGAUCCUUUAUACAUGACCCAAAUUUGGCAUCAACUGGCUCGGUAAGAGGUGUCGUUAAGGCUGAGAUUGUCGAUAAUAUUGGUAAUACUUAUACAGUAUGCCGAACAAUUGAGUCUAUAAAAGCUACAAAGAAAUUUAAGACUCUUGAUAAUACUUUAACCAGAAUGAGUAAGGAUAAAAAAGAAAAAGCGUCGAUAACCAAUCGUUGCACUGAUGUUGAUAUUGAACUCAGCAUAGCAUUGGGUGUUUCAAAAUCAAUUCUCAAUUACGUGAUAUUUUGUCAUCAAGAUGAGCUUAAUUGGCCAUUCGAUCAAGGCAAAACGUUAAAAGACAGAUUUGAUGAAAUAUUUGACAGUACAAAAUUCAACAAGGCCUUGGAAAACAUUGGAAAGCUCAAUAAGGACUUACAGGGAGAUAUUCGAAGCUUGAAUGCAGAGAAACAAUCGUUUAGUGUUCUAGUAGCUGAGGUAAAAUCCAGAGAGGCCAAACUUGAGGAGUACAAGCAGAGAUUUGAUAGUACAAAGGAAAAAAUAGGAAUUAUCGACAAAGAGUUGGAAUCCUUGAAAGAAAAGAUUAAGAAGAUGGAAGAGUUUAAUUUAAAAUACAAGAGCAUACAAGCUGAUGAAGAAAAGAAGAAGAUGGAGUUCAGUAUGCACAAGGAACGAUAUGUAAAACUGAGAGAUACUAUAGACAAUAUCUUUGAAGGUACAACUGAGGAACUGAAUGCACGCAUACAGUCCUAUGAUUCUCUAUUAAAAGAGAAGAACAACGAGAUAACAGAGAAUGAAGCAGAAAUCAAAGAUAUCUCAAAGAAAGAAACCAGGAUUUCAGAUACUUUGGCAACGUGCAGAGUAACCGUGGGUACAUUGAAACAACAAGUGAAAGAUCACGAGAGAAGAAUAAAUCGUCGCAAUGAGCUGUUAGACGACGCACUACAGGCUUGCGGUUUAGACACGGUGGGACCGGACGUGUCCGAGAUAGAGGUAAAGGCCCUUACCAAAAGAUUGGAACAAAAGAUACGGGCAUUGGAACAAGAAUUAGAGGAAAAUCGAUCGGCUAUGCAGAGAAAAGAAAAAGAGUUACAGAAGGAGGUGGACAAUCUGCGUAGUAAUCACUCGAAAAUAGAAUCCGAAAAGAUUCUCAAGGAGAAGGAAGUAAUCGAGAUAAGAGAUGAUAUCACCGCGAUUCGUAAUCAGAUAACACAGAUUGGUGCGUCAGGAAAUAAGUUAAAGUCUCUCGAACAAGCACUUCAAACGGCGAAACAGAAGAUAGAUGAAAUCAGUAAGACGUUAGACGUGGACUCUGUUAAAGCUGAUAUCGAAAGCAACAUCAAAUCCAGAGACAAGAUCGAGGCAAAUUUGACUGUAGUCGACGAUGAAAUCUCUUCCUUGCACAAACUGAGCUCGUUAACGGCGGAAUUUGAAUUAAAGAAGUCAACCUUGCAAUCUAAAGAAAAGGAAUUAGAGAACUUAAAGAAAAAACACGAAGAAAAUAUUAAAGUAUUAUUAAACAUUCGAGAAUUGCAACAUACAAAAUUGACAAAUUCCUUAAAACGCGUUCAUCAGGAAUUGGAAAAAGAAGUGAGUUGCUUGGUACGUGAGAUACAAACACAAGAACGCAAAACUACUGCUCUAGAAACAACAGUGCAGCAUAUAGAAUCUGAUAUUACAAAGAAACAGACAGAAUUGCAACGCGACAAGCAAAAGAUAUCUGUAGUAUGCGAUUACAAAGAUUUUGAUGAGACUUUACUAAUGCAAUCAAAAAGAGUUAAGGAUCUUCAGGAUCAGAGAGGAGUUUAUGCUUAUCAAGCUACAGCUUACAAAGAAUAUAUAAAGAAACUCUCUGUGAAAGAUCCUUGCUGCCCAUUGUGUCAUAGAGAUUUUCGGGAGCAACAGAAAGUCGCAGACCUAAUUCAAGAAAUGGAAACCGAUAUAAUACGUAAUCAGCCAGGUCGUUUGAAAAAAUGCGAGCAGGAAUUGAAGACUGAACAGAAAAAGUAUGACAAUAUGCUGCAAUUGAAGCCUAUCGUCGAAAAGAUUAUUCAGUGCGAGGAAAAUGAUUUGAAAAAAUUAAACGAGAAGUUGGAGAAAACGAAGAAUAAUCUGACACAAUCGAAGUUGUGCGUUAAGAAUUUGGAAGCGUCGAAGGCAGAACCCGAAAAGAAAUUAGCAAUUCGGAAUAAUAUUAUCGGCGAUAUCCAGCUCUGGGAUCGAUGCGUAGACGAGAUACAGCACCUGAAGAAGACCGUUGACAAUUUGCAAACUCAAAUGACUGAUGCAGGUAUUCAAACCGAAAGGACUAUGGAAGAAGCACAGGCACAUCGGGAAAAACUGAAGAACUCCUUCAAAGAAACUCGCAGUCAUAUUGAAACUCUGCAGCUCAAGUUGAACAAGCAUAACGAGAGACUGCAGGAUGCUAGAGCGACAUAUAACGAACUGCAUGAAGAGCAAUUGCAGAUAAGUUCGAAUAUGCAGAAGCUGAAGCACUUGAAGGAGAAACAGGAAGAACUGUACACGCGGGAAGUCAGUGUGGGAGAAACGGUGGAGAAAUUACGGAAGAAUCUGGCGGAUGCUGAGGAUCAAUUGCAUUCUGGCAUACGGGUGUUGGACAAAACCAAGGCGGAAAAUUGGCAGAAGCAAGAGGCCGAUAGAAAAUCAGCGGCGGAGAGUAACAGACGUUUAUCCGAUUUGCACAAAAUAAUAGACGAGAUUGAGUCGUUUAUCAACAGCAACGUGUCUGAGAGACUCGCAAAGUACGAAUGCGACAUAAAGACCUACCAAAAGUCGUUGGAGGAACUCACAAACAAGCGGAAGAAUGUGGAGCAAGCGAUAGGCAAACUGAAGGAGGAUGUCGCCACUCAAGAGAUAAAAAAGAGAGAGAUGCUCGACAACGUGACAUUGCGUGAGACGAAGGAAGCGAUGGAGACGUUAAAAGAGCAAUACCGGCAAUUGAACGUGCAACUGAAGAACAUGAAUUAUGACGAAGUAGCGAAGAAGUGGAAGCAGUUGGAAGACGAGAAACACACCACGCUUCGUCAAAGAAAUGUAUCGUUGGGUAAACAAGAGGAGCUGGAAAGAAUGAUUAAGCAAUACACGCAGGAACUGGGAAAAGAGGAUUACCGAUUCGCUCGUCGUAAUUACACUAACAAGUGUAUCGAAUUAGCGGUCCAGGAAGAGACGAUUGCCAAUUUGAAGGCCUACAGCCAGAUUUUGGAUACUGCGAUGAUCGAGUAUCAUGAGGAGCGCAUGGCGACGGUGAAUAAAAUAAUGAAGAAGCUGUGGAAGCACAUUUACAAAGGCACGGAUACGAGCAGCAUACAAAUUCGUACUGAACCAACGGAGGGUGUAGGCAGCAACAGGAGAACCUACAACUAUAAGCUAAUUCAGAUUAAACACGGCUGCGAGAUGGACAUGAGGGGACGUUGCAGCGCGGGGCAAAAGGUGUUAGCGUCGAUCAUUAUAAGACUCGCUUUGGCGGAGACAUUCUGCAAGGAUUGCGGUAUACUCGCGUUGGAUGAACCAACGACGAAUCUGGACGAAGAGAAUGCGAACAGCUUAGCGGACACGCUCACCAAAGUGGUGGAGAUGCGAGCGAAGCAUCAGAAGAAUUUCCAGCUCAUCAUAAUCAGCCACGAUGAGAAAUUCCUGCAAAAACUCGCCGAUCUGAACAAUCAUAAAAAAUUCCACGAACUUUAUCGCAAACAGAACGGAUUGACCGCCGUGAAAAUUUCCGACUUUAAUGAAUCCACGAAUUGCUUGGUGAACAUCAAGGACGAGGAUGAAUCCGACGAAGAGGAACAGCGUCGUCCUCCGUCGAGAGGUCCGGACAACAAUUUGGCCACGGCCAGUACAUCGCACAGAAAACGAUAUAACUUGAUGAUCGGAUCAUCGGAUGAUGAAGAAGAAAGGCCAACUAAGAAAAGAUAUUGCUUCAACGAGUGAUUGCUUCCUACUUUUUCUUCCUUUAUUUUUUUAUAUCUUAACGCCAUAUAUAUAUAUAUAUAUAUAUUCCAUUAUAUAGUAUAUACGUUAUAUGUUCUGUUUACCGGAUGGUUACCAGAGUGUAUGCACAUUGUGUUAAGUUAUUCUUACAGAGAGAAAUUGUUACAGAGAAGUUAUAUAAGAUACUUGUGAACAGAAUACCUCAAAUACGUUACAAAUAAAUAGAAAGUAUUUUGUAUAUCACCUCA